Mustela lutreola (European mink) is the source of this 4094-nucleotide messenger RNA. RefSeq names its product erythrocyte membrane protein band 4.1 like 4A (gene EPB41L4A). The record is from RefSeq and is a predicted model, not a curated record. NCBI's taxonomy places the organism in Eukaryota, Metazoa, Chordata, Mammalia, Carnivora, Mustelidae. Gene Ontology annotation, cellular component: cytoskeleton. The transcript has 23 exons. Gene Ontology annotation, molecular function: cytoskeletal protein binding. The coding region runs from base 194 to 2167 and encodes 657 amino acids.
GAGCUGCUUCUGUCAGUAGUGACUGUUUAACUGUUCUAGAUUCCAGCCUUGCCAUCGAGAUAUCUGAUACUAACCUGAUUCUUCUUCCUCUGUCAGUCCUCUCUGUUCUGUUGGUUUGAAUGACUCUAUAAUCUUCUGCUGACUCUGACAAGACUGCAGAAUAACCUGUAGAUAAAGCAAAACCAGGUUGACUAUGUACUGCAUUAAGAAGUCAACAAAAGGUUCUGUUGUCCUUGACCACGUAUUCCGUCACAUAAACCUCGUGGAGAUAGAUUAUUUCGGGCUGCGUUACUGUGACAGAAGCCAUCAGACAUAUUGGCUGGAUCCUGCAAAAACCCUUGCUGAACACAAAGAACUGAUCAACACUGGACCUCCAUAUACUUUAUAUUUUGGGAUUAAAUUCUAUGCUGAAGAUCCAUGUAAGCUUAAAGAAGAAAUAACCAGGUAUCAGUUUUUCUUGCAGGUGAAGCAAGACGUCCUUCAGGGCCGGCUGCCUUGCCCUGUCAACAUUGCUGCUCAGCUGGGAGCUUAUGCCAUCCAAUCUGAGCUUGGAGAUUACGACCCAUAUACGCAUACUGCAGGCUAUGUGUCAGAGUACCGGUUUGUUCCUGAUCAGAAGGAGGAACUCGAAGAAGCCAUAGAAAGGAUUCAUAAAACUUUAAUGGGUCAGGCUCCUUCUGAAGCAGAGCUGAAUUACUUGAGGACUGCCAAAUCCCUGGAGAUGUAUGGCGUUGACCUCCAUCCUGUCUAUGGAGAAAACAAAUCUGAGUAUUUCUUAGGAUUAACUCCAGUUGGUGUUGUUGUCUACAAGAAUAAAAAGCAAGUAGGGAAGUAUUUCUGGCCACGGAUUACAAAGGUUCACUUCAAGGAGACACAGUUUGAACUCAGAGUGCUGGGAAAAGAUUGCAAUGAAACCUCAUUCUUUUUUGAAGCUCGAAGUAAGACAGCUUGCAAGCAUCUUUGGAAGUGUAGUGUAGAACAUCAUACAUUUUUUAGAAUGCCAGAAAAUGAAUCAAAUUCAUUGUCAAGAAAACUCAGCAAGUUUGGAUCCAUGAGUUAUAAGCACCGGUAUAGUGGCAGGACAGCUCUGCAAAUGAGUCGAGAUCUUUCUAUUCAGCUUCCUCGGCCAGAUCAGAAUGUGGCAAGAAGUCGAAGCAAGACGUACCCGAAGAGAAUAGCACAAACACAGCCAACUGGCUCAAACAGCAUAAAUCGGGUAACAGCAAACAUGGACAAUGGAGAAAAUGAAGGAACGACUAAAAUUAUUGCACCUUCACCAAUAAAAAGCUUUAAGAAAGCAAAGAAUGAAAACAGCCCUGAUACCCAAAGAAGCAAAUCUCAUGCACCAUGGGAAGACAACGGCCCCCAGAGUGGACUCUACCACUCUCCCAAUGACCGCAUGAAAUCCCCGAAGUUCCCCUACACGCGCCGCCGAAACCCCUCCUGUGGGAGCGAUGACUCUGUCCAGCCAACGAGGAGGAGGAAAGCCCAUAACAGUGGUGAAGACUCAGAUCUAAAACAAAGGAGGAGGUCACGCUCACGCUGUAACACGAGCAGUGGUAGUGAAUCGGAAAAUUCUAAUAGAGAACACCGGAAAAAGAGAAACAGAAUACGGCAGGAGAAUGAUAUGGUUGAUUCAGCGCCUCAGUGGGAAGCUGUAUUAAGGAGACAAAAGGAAAAAAAUCAGGCGGACCCCAACAACAGACGAUCCAGACAUAGAUCUCGCUCGAGGAGCCCUGAUAUCCAGGCAAAAGAAGAGUUAUGGAAGCAUAUUCAAAAGGAACUUGUGGAUCCCUCUGGAUUGUCUGAAGAACAAUUAAAAGAGAUUCCAUAUACUAAAGUAGAGACUCAAGGUGACCCAAUCCGCAUCAGGCAUUCCCAUUCGCCUCGAAGUUACCGCCAGUAUCGCCGGUCCCAGUGUUCAGAUGGAGAGCGAUCUGUUCUCUCGGAGGUGAAUUCAAAAACGGAUCUUGUACCUCCACUUCCUGUGACCCGUUCUUCAGAUGCUCAGGGUUCUGGUGGCUCCACGGUUCAUCAGAGAAGAAAUGGAUCUAAAGAUAGCCUGAUUGAAGAAAAAUCUGAGGCAUCUACAAGCAAUUUGGCUGGAAAACACAUGGCAAAAACAGUAAAAACUGUCCAAGCUUCACGCCUUAAGAUAGAGACUUGAUGCCAAGGAAGAAGGGCCUGGGAAUGGGGGUGGGAAGGGGUAUGUGCCACCUUUACUUUGAAACUGUGAAUUGUUAAUUAUUCAAGUAUGUUGGACCUGCAAGUGUUUAAGAAAAAAAAAAAUUGAACCUGUUGCAUCUUUUAAAGGUUUAACAGCGUAUUUGUGCUGAAGGGCCUUUUUAUUUGGUAACUGGAAUAGUCUUGUGAAAACUCAUUCACUUGAUGCCCUAUUUUUCUUCCCGGAGACUCCAGGUAUCUUGUGUCCAUGACCAAGACCAGAUGCUUCCAAUCAAAGCUUGGGAAUCCUAGUGUGCAGCUGCCUAGCUAUGCAAUAGCACACCAAGUGGAGGAAAAGAUUCUUCCCAACUCUAGGUGGAUCUCAGCCCGUGCACAGAUUUAUGAAGACUGAGACAUCACUUUCAGACUGCAGAUGUUUUUAUUAAUAUAAAUAUGUUCUUUGUAAUACUGUAUUUUAUGGCAUUAAGUUCCGCUGGUUAUUUACAAGUGUAAAAAGGUUUUUGUUAAGUGUUGCUUUUAACUUCUAGUGUCCUUGUGUUUUCAGAAAAGACUGUGGAUUUCAGUUGACCUCAAUUAUAAAUUCAUAACCCUCAAAUGCAAAUGGUCCUUCCAUCUUGCCUAGCUACCUAACUGCCCUCAAAGAUGAAUUCAUUUGAGGGUGACUAUUACAGGGAAAACAAAUAUUCAUGCAGGACAUCUCACAUUCUCCCUCCCCCAAACUUCUCCAGUUACUAUCAACAGUACUCCUGUCCCUGUCUAUGUGGUUUGGAGCCCAAUCUCCUUCAGCCUUAUCUGUCAACUUACUCCUGUCAGCCAGAUCCUUGCAACUUGGUUUUAAACUGUUAACUCAACCACCUAAAAAAAAGCCAGCCAACUUUCACUACCGCAGUUCCCUCCCUAGCGAUCUUUCUCUCUCCCAGUUUCUUUAAAGGGUGAUCUGUAGCCUGUGUCCUCAAUCCAUCUCCUAAAUCGUGAUUUAAACUGCUCCACUACAGACCUCACUACUACUGUGUACCAAAUUUUGAUGGUUUGCCCCACAACAUUUUUAGUGCAGUAUUUGUUGCUAUGUUUCUGGCCAUCCUUUACUGCUCCAGUCAGAUGCUGUUCUACCUCGCCAGUUAGUUCUCACUCCUAUCUCAGCCCUCCCCUGUAAGUGGAUGUCAUUUAUGCCCACAGCCUUAAAGCUUAUUCCUGUAGCUUAAGUCUAUAGACCAGUGUUCUGCCAGAAGGCCACUUAGAGGUCUCCAAGGCAAUCCCAAUUCAACUAGUUAAAAAUGCUGCUCUCUAGCUGGAUUUAGGACCAUUACAUUGUGAAUGUGCAAGACACAACUAGCAAUCGUUAUAGACACCUCCCCUAUUACCAACUCCUGUGAGCUUUGCCCUCUACAGCUUAAUCUCCACAAAUUUUUACCACACUGGUCCAAGGUAGUUGUCUCUUGCCUAGACAACUGCAUCCUUUUUCUGACAUAUUAAGUAUCCUGGAUUUCUCCUUGCUGUAAACAGCCGUAAAUGGUCUGGUCUCUUACCUGUUGUUCAGGCUCAUUUUGUAGUACCCCAGGCUCAGCAAACAGCCACCUUUUAAGCCUCAUUAAGCACUUGCCUGAAUCAGGGCAUUUAAGAGGGAAAGUAACUACAACUAUGACCAGUUUGUACCUUUUCUAGCCCAAGACCUCUGCACACACCAUCCCCAACUUUGCCUUGCAAAAAUGACACCUACCCUUAGACUCGACUGCUUUCUCAGGUUUGUCUUGGUCAACUCAUGCAUGAGACUUGUCUCACAAAGUUUUAUAUCUGUGAUGACAUUUCUGCCAUUCAACUCUAAGCUUCCAAAGGAGGAACUGUUUUGCUCACUCUUGUGUCCCCACUUCUUAGUACAUUACUGAAAAGUUCAAUAAAUUUUUUGAUGUUCA